AUGAACGUCUUCCGAAACAAGAAGAAGGGCAAGGAGGAGCCGGAGAGCGUCCGGCCAUCUAUGGAAUCCGAGUCCUCCAGCCCCUUCCGCAUGUUUAGCAAAAAGAAAGGCCAGAGCGAUGAUAUCAAGCCCGAUCUUGACAUCAGCACCGCCCUGCCAUCCACCGAUGAUUUCAGAACCAGCUUGCUCAUGACAGGACUCUCAGCUCGAUUUUCCAUGCUACGCGAGCAGGAUGAUCCCACAACCAAGAUGGGGAAGGCUAGUGAUGACAGUGUGCUCUUCCCUCGGGGACAAUCCAAUUGGGGUCUUGGCGGAGGCCUACAGGACAUCGCUGAGGUCGAGUCGAUAAGAUCGCCCUCCAUCUCUCGCUUGGAUGGUUUCAACAUAGAUGACGCUGCCGGAAGCGUCAUGAACCGGGCCAAACCCGUUGAUGGAAACAACCUAUUUGGCGGCCGACAAAAAGUCUACAGGCUCCCGGCCAACGGCUCAUCAGGAAAGGAUGGUAACAUGUCCAGCAGAACACUUCUCGAGGAUGAUGUGGGUCUGUCGGCCUUUCAGAAAUGGCGGCUGGCAGAGAAGGAAAGACAGAAUGCUGAAGGAGGCGAGUCCAAUGAAACGGAAUAUCACGAGUCUCAAUUAGAAUUCCAAUCAGAGCCUCAAUCAGACUCUUACCUGGAGCCGCUGCAAGAGUCUCACUCGGAACUUCUAUCAGAGUCCCGGUCUGAGACUAGCCGACGGCGAGAGACAAGCUCAACAGUUUCAUCAGUUGCGGCUCGCUACUCCACCGCAACCUCAGUUACCUCCCAAGGCGCACCGUCCGUCAGGGAUUCUCAGGUCACCUCGUCAGCUUCCACAGCUUCUGCGGAGCGUGUUCUUAGGACAAAGCGCCUGUAUGAGCAAGGUCUUAACCGUGAACUUCACGACCAGCAGUCGUCGGCCGUGUCUAGAAUGGACUAUCUAUCCAAGGGGCGCCCCUUUGCGUCUGCGACACCGGAUGUAUCAGCCUCACCAACUGCCAGCUUGUUUGGUGAUCGCAUGCUUGACCGUCGACCGAUCCUGGCAAAGGCUAGUGCCCCCAACCUGCGGUCGUUCACACCCAGCUCUGCGUCGCCUUCUCCCAACGAGCCCAGCUCCAAGUUCCCAGUCUCUGCUACCAAGUCGAGCUUCGGAAUUCCGCCCAUCAGCCCCCCCAUGAGCGAGCCUGAAGAACACCCCCUGCUUACAAUUCAGCCCAACGAUAGAGGCAAGGCCACGGCAAUGGGCGUUUUUGAGAGACCCGCCGAGAAAUAUGACGACUCUACUUAUGCCCAGCGACAACUACAGCUUCAGCAGGGACGAGAAACUCCCGUUAACAACCACCGCUCCAUGGAGUCUAGCGCCUCCGUUUCGGACUCUAGGUCACAAUCUUCUUCAGCGAUGCAAAGGAAGCCACUGGAGAAUGCCGAGCCCACUGCAGCCAAGACCGCUGCUUCCGAGGAUCCAUCAUCCUUUUUUGAUGAUAGCGACACCUCUUCCGUCCUAAGCGGAUUGUUGGCUUCUGGGAACCCCCCAAGACUCUCUGUCGAAAGGCCUAAUGAUGGUGAUCAUCCAGCCUUCAAGAACUCCGCCAUCCCAGCUCCCCUUUCACUUGGCCCCAGAGUAUCGGGCGGCCUUUCGCCCUCUCCCAGUCCUAUGUCUGGGCCCCCUCAGGACUCUCCCACACUGCCAGGUAGCGGCUUGAGUGGUAUGGUGCGGGCACAUCUGCGUAGCGACAGCAAUGCCUCUUCCAUCUAUGGCAUGCCACCACAAGAAUCAGAACAGAGUACAGUGCAGACGACGGUGCAAAACACGUCGCAGACCGGUUUAGGCUUGGAUUAUGACCGUAGCCCCGGUUCGGCGCGAUCGCCUGGUAAUGCCCGAGCAAUGAUGUCUCGGUCUCCUUCUCGCCACAGGACUUCAAACGACGAUGCAGAUAGGGAGGAGGAGGACGAAUUUGCUCGUCAUCUUGCGGAUGGCGCUCGACGUGUCCGCGAGAAGCUCGGCUCCAUGGUCGACCCCGAGAUGGAUAAGCCCUCUCCGACGGUAGUGCCAUCCUUGGAGAGCCUCAAGGACGUCCCACCUCCGCGGUCGAAUGCAUUAGGCAUCCUCAAGUCGAAAUCCAGCCAUACCUCGCUGUUUGAUCGCCAACGCGACCAAAGCCAACCAAGGGCCAUGAAGAUGGUCAUGUCAUCCACCUCGGGUAGGAACAUGUCACCCUCUGCAUCUCGGAGAGGAUCCGCCGAGAACAUGGAUGAUUCGCGCAGAGGCCGCUCGACGCAAGCCCGAGAGCGGCCAUCGGAGGAUGGGGCCUCAACAGACAAGGAGGAGAGCGUCCACGUUGGUCUCAAGGCCUUUCGUCAAGCACGCCUCGAGCUCCAGAAGAUGAAGGAUCUAGAAACAACCCAACGACCGUCGGAACGGCCCCCCUUGGGUUCGCGAGUAGGGUCUCACGACGUCGGCGGCCCACCACCCGCCAUGUUUAACAGGAAGGCGCGUGAUGAGUCUCGGCAUGGCAGUGGUUCUCGGGCAACCUCCCGAGCAGGAUCGCGAGCUCCGUCGGAGCGAGAGAGAAGCGGAUCAGAGGCAAGCAACGCUGGCCCACCUCCGCUUCGACCAAUGCGGCUAAGAAACGGAUCGAAUGCGUACGAUGAUCAGUAUAUGCCCCCAUCCCCGAUGGCCUCUCCCGUCGGCAUGGGUACGAGAUCCAGAACCGGCAGCCUGCUCGGAGCGACGGCCUCCACCCCGAACCUGUUGUCGAAUGCACCUGCCCCUCCGCUGCCACCAAUCAACCCCCGGCGCAAGAAUGCCCUCGGCCGAGCCAGCGAGGACGACAUGCAAUCGCCGCGGGUCCCCGGAGGCUUCCCCGGUCCAGAUGACUCGGACGAUGACACGCUGGCAUCGCGUCGACAAAAGUUGCGCAAGGCCACAAGCGAAGGCACCAGCUUGAGAUCACGAAACAGCCCUUCCAGCAACGGCGUGAGACCACCCAUGCCUCCUCAGGGAGCCAUACCACCUAACAACAGAUUUCCCGGCGGUCUCUUCUGA
Trichoderma harzianum CBS 226.95 is the source of this 3063-nucleotide messenger RNA. RefSeq lists its product as hypothetical. The transcript is spliced from 2 exons. NCBI's taxonomy places the organism in Eukaryota, Fungi, Ascomycota, Sordariomycetes, Hypocreales, Hypocreaceae. The coding region runs from base 1 to 3063 and encodes 1020 amino acids. The record is from RefSeq and is a predicted model, not a curated record.